CGCCAAUGGUUGUGUCGUUGUGAAUCCAGGAGCGACGAAACCAAAGAAGUGGUAGAAGGUGUCCAAGCACAGAAUAGACGCAAGCUUUUCCCUCCUUCCUGAGUGGUCGGUUAAAAAGAGUCUUCGGCCAAGAAAUGGGAGAAGAACAAAAGGAGUCUGAGAAGGAGGAGUCUGCAGAGGAGCCUCGAGAUAUUUCGCUUAAGGUAGACAUGGACUGCCAAGGUUGCGCGAAGAAGGUUGAGAAAUCCCUCCUCAUAUUUGAAGGUGUUGAGAACGUGAGGGCCAAUAGCCAACCAAAGACUGUGGUGGUGAAGAGCAGGACCGCGGAUCCCACCAAGGUUUGCGAAAGAGUUCAAAGGAAAACAAAGAGAAGGGUUGAGUUGAUCUCCCCUAUUCAUCCACCACCCCCGUAGAAGGAGAAGCAAGAGCAUACUCUGCCACCACCUACGAAGGACGAGAAGAAAGAAGAGGUAACUUUAUUAUGACGUAG
Messenger RNA from Triticum aestivum (bread wheat), 490 nucleotides. RefSeq names its product heavy metal-associated isoprenylated plant protein 7-like. NCBI's taxonomy places the organism in Eukaryota, Viridiplantae, Streptophyta, Magnoliopsida, Poales, Poaceae. Bases 135 to 413 code for a protein of 92 amino acids. The record is from RefSeq and is a predicted model, not a curated record. The transcript is spliced from 3 exons. Gene Ontology annotation, molecular function: metal ion binding.